Molecule: messenger RNA, 1014 nt
Organism: Brassica napus (rape)
Lineage: Eukaryota; Viridiplantae; Streptophyta; Magnoliopsida; Brassicales; Brassicaceae
Exons: 1
Coding region: 1-1014 (337 amino acids)
Biological process (GO): DNA integration
Molecular function (GO): nucleic acid binding
Source: RefSeq, a predicted model, not a curated record
AUGUUCCAAGAUGCCCAUUCCUACAUCUCUAGAUGCGACUCAUGCCAGCGACAAGGGAAUAUCAGUAAACGGAAUGAGAUGCCUAAGAACUUCAUCUUGGAGGUUGAAGUAUUCGAUUGUUGGGGAAUCGACUUCAUGAGACCAUUCCCACCAUCCUUCAAGAACGAGUACAUCUUGGUAGCAGUUGACUACGUUUCUAAGUGGGUGGAAGCAAUUGUCAGUCCCACAAAUGACGCAAGGAUGGUAACUAAGAUGUUCAAAACCAUCAUCUUUCCAAAAUUUGGGGUACCACGCGUAGUCAUCAGUGAUGGGGGUAGUCACUUCAUCAACAAGAUCUAUGCAGGUCUAUUGAAGAAGAACGGCGUGCAACACAAGGUAGCCACGCCAUAUCACCCUCAAACUAGUGGGCAAGUGGAAGUUUCAAAAAGAGAGAUCAAGAGCAUCCUGCAAAAAACAGUUAACACAAGUUGCAAGGAUUGGUCGCUCAAGCUAGACAACGCUCUCUGGGCUUACAGAACAGCUUACAAAACACCAAUCGGGACUACUCCUUACAAUCUGGUGUACGGUAAUGCUUGUCACAUGCCGGUUGAGUUGGAGUAUAAGGCAGUUUGGGCUGUGAAACUACUCAACUUCGACAUCCAACCAGCAGCAGAGAGACGAUCCAUGCAGAUUCACGAACUGGAGGAAAUUAGGCAUCUCGCCUAUGAAAGCUCUAAGAUCUACAAGGAGAGAACUAUGGCUUACCAUGACAAGAGGAUCAUCAACCUCAACUUUCAACCUAAGGAUCAGGUGCUCCUGUUCAACUCAAGGUUACGAUUGUUCCCUGGAAAGCUGCGAUCUAGAUGGUCCGGACCAUUCACCAUUAAAGAGGUCCGCCCCCACACAGCUGUUGUGUUGCUGAACACAAAAGGGGAAGAAAUUGUUGUCAAUGGUCAACACAUAAAGCCAUACCUUGCUGAGACAACAAUCGCAGAGGGUGAAGAAAUUCCCCUAAGCGAUCCUUCCUUAGCCUAA